This is a messenger RNA of Gallus gallus (chicken), 3390 nucleotides long. RefSeq lists its product as uncharacterized. Lineage: Eukaryota; Metazoa; Chordata; Aves; Galliformes; Phasianidae. The transcript is spliced from 3 exons. Bases 115 to 2274 code for a protein of 719 amino acids. The record is from RefSeq and is a predicted model, not a curated record.
GUGGAGCGUGAGCGGGAAGGACCGCGCUCACUUGUUGUUUCUCUUCGGCUUCUCUUGCAGGCGGGCGGGAGACAGCCUCAGCCACCCUUGCUGCCUCGCUCAAGGCAGGCAGCAAUGCCGGCCGCUGCACCCUGGCGUGCGGCAGUAUCUUCUAAUGCCCCCAAGCUGCUGCCCUCUCUGCAAGCAGCAGCCUCUUUCGCACCUUCUCCAAGAGGAAGAGCACAUGCUGUGGGUGUUAGUGGCAGGAGACUCCCAGAGAUUGCCCCAAGACGUCAGGGAACCUUGCAUGUCCAGGACAGAACAGCAAGAGCUGAGAGCCGGGGUCCAGCUCUGGAAGUCUCCUCAACUAUUCUUGUGCCUUCGCAUGCCAGACCCAGGCAAAACUUCGUGGUGUCCCUGAGCUGUGCUGCAGCUGGAAGCCCACGAGUUGGAGUGCAGCUGACCGUACCAGGGUGCCACGCACCCACCAACAGCCUGAGAACACCAGCCAGAAUGGCUGCCAAGGCUGGUAAGAUCCACACAGCUCAGGAGGGCACCAGAGACACUCGUGCGGCUGCUACACCAUGUUCCAGAUCAGCUCAGAAGGGCCCAGAAGGGCAGGCAGGCAGCAAAGAGCGAGACAAGGAGCAUCUGCCCACAUUAGUGCCUGAAGAUCCAGGCAACUUAGAUUCUUCCAAGGCUGCACACUCUCCAGAGGAGGCCAAUAAUACAGUGCUCUUCCCAAGAGUGUGUGAGGGGGGAGAAAGGGAAGUAACUGCUACCACCGUGCCUGAAGUCUCCAAACAAGCUCUGGGAGCAGCACUGAGACUGCAGGAUCCCGAAGGGAUCAACCGGGAGGUCUAUGGGUGUUCUCCAGUACACCCAGCAAUCCAGAGAAUUUCUGAUGAGGCGAGGAAGGAGCAGAUAUUGUCCAGCUGGAACAUCUCCUGGCCAAACAACGUGAGCAUGCUCAGGCUGCUAAGACCCCAAGCAGCGUGUGUCAGUGCCAGUGCUACUGACACAGCUCAGGGCAUGCUGGACAUCUGCACCACGACAUCGAGGGUGGAGGGCCCCUUUCCUGCCCCGGGAGAGUUCCAAAACUGGGAUGUGGCAGUGCAGGAUAAUCAGCAAGAUUUGGAAGAGAUUGCUGAGACAGAAACUGCAGGACAGUCAUCUGGUGACCUGCAGAGUGCACGUCUUGCCUUGUCUGCUGUGGCAGAACAAGUUCAUUCAGCUUCUCUUCUGGGCGCAGGUCCUGAGCCUGCAGGAUACCUUGGGCGUUUGCCCGCAUUAGUUCCUGAGGACACAGAAAACUCAGGCUGUUCCAUGGCAGCGCACUCUCUGGAGGUGGCCAGUGAAGCACCCUUCUUCCUGUCAUUGUGCGAGGGAGAAGAAAAAGAAGAACCAGCUAUGGCCAUGCCUGAGUCCUCCGGGCAAGCUCUGGGAGAACCAUCAAGACUGCAAGAUCCCAGAGAGAUCUACUGGAAGGCCUAUGGAUGUCCUCCAGUUCACCCAGCAAUCCGCAGAAUCCGUGAUGAGGCAAGGAGGGAGCAGAUGUUGAGGAUGCAGAGGAACAUCUCUGAGCCAUACAGUGUGAGCUUGCCCAGGCUUCUCGUGCCCCAAGCAGCACAUGACAGUGCCAGUGCUGCCAACACUACUUGGGGCAUGCCGGCCAUCUGUGCCACGACAUCGAGGGUGGACGCCACAAGACGCCACUUUCCUGCAUCUUGUGACUCCCAAAAUCGGGAUAUUAGAAUUAAACAUGCACAGGAAGAGACCACCGACAACGCUGCCAGUGAUGCCAGCACUGCAGUGAUGGCUGAGAGCAUGCCCACCCCCUCCUGUUUUUGCCCUGAUAUCGUGGAGGGUGUGGAAGAAGAAUGGGAAGAUAAUUGCGAGGAAGAUGCUGCUGAGGCAGCCAGUGUGCCACCAAGCAUUUCUGGUUCCUCAUCUGGUGAGGUGAAGACCACGCCUUCAGCUUCCCCUGUGGCUGCAGAACCCAGACCCGAGGGACAUUCAUCUGCAUGCAAAGGAGCAGAAACUACAGGCAAUCAGCACAAGGUUUCUGCAGAGGGCAGAGGAGAUGCACAGAGCUCCGGCUGCUUCAGAGAUGCACCAGAGGAUGGCCCUGGUACCGCUGCUGCACCACACGCAGCAGCUCGCCACCAGGUGCCGACUGUCAUCAGGAAUGCACUUCGGGCUCUGAGCAGGAUUUUCACCUGCAGCUGCAUCAGGGGACAGCGAGAGGAGAGGCACGAGGCUGCAAACACCAGGCAGCUCCCCAGAGAUGUCUGAUUCCAUCCUGUCCAUUGGGAAUUCUGAUUAAAUUGUCUUAACUCUCCUGGCUAAGUGCUGUCUGAUCUGAGCGCUCGUGCGUGUUUGGACUCUGAGUGCAGCUACUGGGGUCAGAGCACAGGGUGGAGGAUCCCUGUGUCAGUGGAGCCAGCAAGUGCAGAGAGUGUGGGCGUGCAAGGCCAGUGAAGAGUGAGCCGGCUGAGCCAGUGUGUGUGUGUGUGUGAGAUCCCCUGCGGUGAAGUGGCUGAGAAAGACUAUCCCCAGCCCGACACAGGGCUGCCACGCGUGCAGGACCGCCGGCAGGUGCGGGCUGGGGAGGGAGGCGGAGGGAGGGCGCGGCAGCGGGGUGAGGCGGUGACUAGAAAGUCACUGGAAGCUAUUUAAAAAAAAAAAAAUCUUUUUUAAAAUUUAUCUUACAAUCAUCAGGAAAGUUAAUUGCCAAUUAACUUUAUGGGAAGGAAUUAGAGUGGUAGUAAUCAUUUAAAAAAUACACUUUGUAUUUAUGCUCUUGUUUGAGCAGAAGUAAUAUUGCUUCCCUGCGUUUUAAACUUCAAUCUUGCCCCUAGUUACAAGAUUUUGUAUUAACCAAAAUGAACUGCUGCUCUGUAAAGCUGUAUUUUGUUAAAAGUCAGAACAUAUUUUCUCUUAUUUAUUAGUGUUCAUAAUAAAAUCAUACUAGAAAUAGCACACAAGUGAACCUUCUAUCUUCAAAAUCACUGAAAGAUAAUAUGACAUUUACUACCUGUGGUACAUAAUUAGACUUGCAUUCACUUCUGCAGUCAUUUAUUUCGGUUAUAGAAUGUGAUGAUUUUUGAGACAUGUUUGCUUUUUACUAAAAGAAGGAAAAUUGUGUGCUGAACUUUUUCUCUCUGUUGUCAGUUCCUCACAGGGUGUUAUUUCAGAUGAAGUACUGAAAUGUGCAAAAACAACUCCUUAUUCUGUUUAUGAAAUACAUAAUUAUCUAUUGAAAUAUUUGUGGUUUUUUAAAAAAAUAUUUUAUCAUUGCAAUUGAAAUUAUUUAUGAUAUUUCAUUAUUACUCCAUGGCACAAUUUUUAACUAUAACAUAAUUGCUCUAUUAAGCCAUCUGUAAUUAAUGCAUAAUAUUAAAGAUUAUC